Astrephomene gubernaculifera is the source of this 1052-nucleotide messenger RNA. NCBI's taxonomy places the organism in Eukaryota, Viridiplantae, Chlorophyta, Chlorophyceae, Chlamydomonadales, Astrephomenaceae. The record is from the annotation of a GenBank genome assembly.
UGUCGUGCAACGAGCCCGUGCUGCUGGUGGGCGAAACAGGCACGGGCAAGACGACCAUGUUGUCUCGCAUGGCUGGCCUUGUGGGCGCGAACCUGGUGUCGUUCAACCUGAGCCAGCAGACCGACAGUUCGGACCUGCUGGGCGGCUUCAAGCCGGUGGAGCCGCGGGACGCGCUGGCGCCGCUGCUGCCCACCUUCACCUCGCUCAUCCGGCGGACUUGGACCCGCGGCAACAACGAUGAGUACCUGUCUCGGGUGGCGAAGCUGGCGGAGCGGCGUAAGUGGUCGCAGCUGCUGGCCGCCUUCCGCGGGGCGCUGUCAAAGCUACAUGACGCAGGGCUGGUGACCACCACCACCAGCGGUACCGCGACUUCGGGCGCCGCCACACCAGCUGGCGCCGGUGACGCCGCCGCGGCGGAGGCGGCGGAGGCUGCCGCUGAGAAGGGCGGCAAGCCGGCGAAGAAGCGGCGCGUGGCCGGAUCACAGCAGCAGCCGCUUAGCGAGUCGCUGCGGCAUGAGUGGCGGGUGUUCUCAGCGGACCUGGCCGCUGCGGAGCGGGCUGCCGCAGUGGCGGAGGGCGGCUUCGCCUUCGCCUUCGUGGAGGGCGUGCUGGUGCAGGCGCUGCGUAACGGCUGGUGGCUGCUGCUCGACGAGAUCAACCUGGCGCCCGCAGAGGUGCUGGAGCGGCUGGCGGGGCUUCUGGAAACCGCAGGCGGGGACUCCGCCGCCGCCACCGGCGGCAGCGUCACGCUGCUUGAGCGCGGCGACACGGUCGCUGUCCCGCGCCACCCCAACUUCCGGUUGGUGGCCGCGAUGAACCCCGCCACGGAUGCAGGCAAGCAUGAGCUGCCGGCGGCGCUUCGGAACCGCUUCACAGAGAUGUGGGUUCCGGAGCCGGCGGCGCGGGAGGACUUGGCGGCGCUGGUGGCGGCGUACCUGGCGGGAGUGGGGCCGGCGCCGCCGGUGGAUGCUGCGGUGGAGUUUUACCUGGCGGCAAAGGCGGAGGCGGACGCCCGGCUGGUCGACGGUGCCGGCCAGAAGCCCGCUUACAAC